Molecule: messenger RNA, 1524 nt
Organism: Hyposmocoma kahamanoa
Lineage: Eukaryota; Metazoa; Arthropoda; Insecta; Lepidoptera; Cosmopterigidae
Gene: Orai
Product: calcium release-activated calcium channel protein 1-like
Exons: 3
Coding region: 124-903 (259 amino acids)
Biological process (GO): store-operated calcium entry
Cellular component (GO): membrane
Molecular function (GO): store-operated calcium channel activity
Source: RefSeq, a predicted model, not a curated record
CAGGAAAUUUACGAUUUGUCGUUCUUUGCGACACGACCAUUGGUCCAUGGAGUAGUUGUGUAAGAUUACGCGAGUGACCUCGUCACUUCAAGUCGAAGGACUAGUCGUGCAAUUUUUUUAGGUAUGUCGGUUUGGUCGGCCAGUACUGCUGGGAAUAAUUACAACAGUGUACAUCAGAGCGGUCGUUCGGGUCCUUCUAAUAACUGGUGUCCGAAAUUUAACAAGCACAAGUGCCUGAUGUCUGCAGAGACCCCGAUGCAGUCUGGAGACGGCCUCCAUACUCCAGCUUAUCUGUCAUGGAGGAAGCUACAGUUAAGUCGCGCCAAACUGAAGGCCUCCAGCAAAACCUCGGCCUUGCUGUCUGGAUUUGCUAUGGUAGCAAUGGUCGAAGUCCAGCUCAAUCCACCAGACGAGUCAAACGUGCCUAAGGAGAUGUUGGUCGCAUUCACAGUAUGCACAACCCUUCUCGUCGCUGUCCACAUGCUAGCCCUGAUGAUCAGUACAUGUAUCCUCCCCAAUAUCGAAGCCGUUGGUAACCUCCACAGCAUCUCCCUAGUCCACGAAUCGCCUCACGAAAGACUGCAUUGGUACAUUGAAAUAGCCUGGGCUUUCUCUACUUUACUAGGCCUCAUAUUGUUCCUAGUUGAAAUAGCCAUACUUUGUUGGGUCAAGUUCUACGACUUCAGCGAAGCAGCGGCUUAUUCAGCAUGCGUAGUGCUCAUUCCUGUCAUGAUAGUGUUCCUAGCUUUCGCCGUACAUUUCUACAUGUCCCUUGCUACGCAUAAGUAUGAGGUAACACGAACAGGUAUAAAGGAACUAGAAUUACUUAAAGAACAAAUUGAAAUGGGUGACGACCACGCUCGGUUGAAUAAUUCCUUACUCGAUCAAGGGCGAAUAGUUUAAGUGUGUCUUUUUUAUUUCUAAUGUUUUACCGCCCUUAGAUUUAAACUCUAUAUAUUUUGUUAUUAUGUAAAUAGGUAGUCUGUAUUUAUUAAGUGUAUUAGCAGUGCCAAUACAAACUGAUUAUAUAUUUGGAGUAGAGUCAUUUGCGGAAUUUGGAGGCUUCUUUGCUCAAUUUCUUUUAUUUCCCAACCCGUAAUUUCAAUAUAAUGACAUAAUAGUGUCAUCCAUGUUCUUAAAUUAGUUUUAUACACAUAUUUUUCUAUAUUGUCCUAAAGUUGUCUUUGCAAAAUUUCCAAGCACAAAACUUUGAAUAUGGCCUGAUGAUUUAGCAAUUGGUUCUCUCUAAAGUUCUUAUUUAUAUUAUGGAUGUAUUUGGAAAGUUUAAAUCUCUAUUUUUGAACAGACCCGUGAAAUUCAAUGUCUCCUUGAGUUUGAGUUUGCAUGACAAUAUUAAACUUGAAUCUCUAUAAAUGAAACUGUUAACUUAAAAUGUGUUAUCAUGGCAGACUUUAUAAUUAUAAACAUUACGCGACAUCAUGAUUUAUGAAAUUGCUUGUCUUGUGAGAGGCAGCGUACAGUGAACAGCCCUAGCUCAUGUAGCGCACGGGCGCAAUCAAUACC